Messenger RNA from Marmota monax (woodchuck), 3325 nucleotides. RefSeq names its product mitochondrial ribosomal protein L1 (gene Mrpl1). Gene Ontology annotation, biological process: translation. The transcript has 8 exons. Gene Ontology annotation, cellular component: mitochondrion; large ribosomal subunit. Gene Ontology annotation, molecular function: structural constituent of ribosome; RNA binding. Bases 334 to 1119 code for a protein of 261 amino acids. The record is from RefSeq and is a predicted model, not a curated record. NCBI's taxonomy places the organism in Eukaryota, Metazoa, Chordata, Mammalia, Rodentia, Sciuridae.
CACGAUCUAUUAAAAUUAUUGUAUAUAGGUAGGAUAAAAAAUUUUUAAAAACCGAACAAAAUAAAGUAAUUACAGCAUCUCUAACAAGAUCGUAUUUUCCUGAAGGUGGUUAAGCCAUCGUACCGGAACCUCUAAACGGAGGGUCCUAGGCAGUACAGAGGAGUGACAGCAACACCGCCACGCCGGCAGAAAAGCCUGUUUUGGUCUCCGCCCUGUUCCUCUUGUUCCUUCUAACCGCUUCCCUCCUCGCCAAUUCCGGAACGGAACUCUUUUUUCAUUCUCCCCAGUUUAAUUGUAGGACCAAUUUCAUCAACACAAUCCGGAGUGGUCAACAUGGCGGCGGCCGUAAGGUGCCUCGGGAGAGUCUUGAUAUGUCAUCAGAGAUGUCAUCUUUCCAAGAUGAUUUAUCAGAUGUCUCUUUAUCCUUGUUCUUUAAACAUUCAAGUGCCCAACAGACAUUUUGCUGCUGCUGCUACAAAGCCUGCAAAGAAAACAAAAAAAGAUACCAAAGAAAAAGCGACAGAUGAAAAAAAAGACGAGAUAGAAAAAAUAAAAUCAUAUUCCUACAUGGAAGGUGAACCUGAAGAUGAUGUCUAUUUAAAACGCUUAUACCCAAGGCAGAUAUAUGAGGUGGAGAAAGCUAUUCAGUUACUUAAGAAAUUUCAAAUUUUGGACUUUACUCAUCCAAAGCAAGGGGUUUAUCUUGAUUUGACACUGGAUAUGGCAUUGGGGAAAAAGAAAAAAGUGGAGCCAUUUGCCAGUGUUAUUAGUUUUCCAUACCCAUUUGCAUCAGAAAUCAAUAAAGUUGCUGUAUUUACUGGGAAUGCAUCAGAGAUUGAAAUAGCAGAAGAAAAUGGAGCUGCGUUUGCAGGAGGAACUAGUCUGAUUCAGAAGAUUUUGGAUGAUGAAGUUCAAGUAGACUUUUAUGUAGCUGUUCCAGAAAUAAUGCCUGAGCUUAAUCCAUUAAGGAAGAAACUGAAAAAAAAGUUUCCUAAGCUUACUAGAAAUUCCAUUGGCCGUGACAUCCCUAAAAUGCUUGAAUUAUUUAAAACUGGACAUGAAAUUCACGUAGAUGAAGAAAGGGAGAACUUUCUCAGUACCAAAAUAGCCACAGGUUAACUGAGCGAGGAGUUCAGAGAAUCAACCCAUACCAUGUUCUUCUUUUUUCUCCUCAGGCUUCCUGGGCUUUAAUGUGGGCUGCCAUGCCCACCUCCCCCAACCCAUAGUUGCAGAUGGACAGCAUGCCUUUAUUUUAUUUUUAUGUGGUGCUGAGGAUUGAACCCAGUGCCUCACACAUACAAGACAAGUGCUCUGCCACUGAGCUAUAGCCCCAGCCCAUGCCAUGUUCUUUUUAAUGCCUGCAUAUUUUAGAUAGCUAUGUAAUCUGUUUUAUUCUUCUGAACAUCCUGAGUCUGAUCUGUCCACCUGUUUUUUUGGUACUACGGAUUGAACCCAGGGAUGCUUAACCACUGAGCCAUAUUCCCAGCCCUUUAAAUUUUUUUUUUUUUUUUUUUUGAGACAGGGUCUUGCUAAGUUGCUUAGAGCCUCACUAAGUUUCUGAGGCUGGUCUCGAACCAGCGAUCCUCCUGCCUCAGCUUCCAGAGCUGCUGGGAUUACAGGCAUGUGCUCCUCAAAUGGCUUGUCUGCUAUUCUCAUUCCUUUUCUAUUCUCAUUCUUAGCCCUGCUCACUCUGAUCCUUCACCACUCUUUUUUUGGGGGGGUGGUCUCCUGUUGGUUCCCUUUACUAUGUACCUUGUAUAACUUACCUGUAUCAUAUGUGCUGUUUACUAGUACCUGCUGAAUGAAAUUAACAAGAAUCGUGGUCACCGAAGGAUGAUUACAUUGAAGUGUUGUAAACAUUAAAGUGUUUAUAAUGCAGAUUCCUUUCUAACUACUGAAAAUAAAACCUUUCCUAUCCCAUAUUUGGGACUGAUUUUGUCUCACCCAUGAAAUAUCAGAGACUUUUAGUGUAUAAGUUCUGUUUAACAAAUAUUUAUUGAGUACUGAUUGCAGUAGGCACACUGCUGGUGACAUGACAUUUUUCUUUUUAAGAAGGACACACCUAGUGGAGGAGAUAGAUACAAAAGUAAAUUACAUGUGAUAAGUAUAGCAGUAUAUAAAUGUAUAUGUAAGAUAUAGAAGUUACAGAAAAGCAAUGAUUAAUGUAAUCAUGGCAUGGAGUAGGCCAAGGAUGGCUUCUUGGAGGACUUUAAAAAUAUACUCCAGGUAAAUUAAGGGUCAUUACUCUUAUUUCAAAAUAAUAUACAAGACAAAGAAUGGGCUACCACACAACUAUAUUGAUUCAGCUAUUUUAAAGGAACCAAACAACAGCGACUUAACCAUGAUAGUUAACUUUCUCCAGAGUCUGAAAUGGCCAGCUCAGGACUGCUUUGAUCUGCAGGGUUAUUUAAGGAUCAAGGUUCCUUCCCUUUGUUCUUUUGUUAUCUCUAAGCCUUUCUAUUCUUUGUGGUUAAAGCAUGCUGACCACUAUGUCUGACUGAUUCAGGGGGCAGGAGGAAGUAGAGUAUGCAGCUGUUUUUCAAGCAUGUGAGAUGUUGCUUUCACCACCUUUGUUCCCAUCCUUAUCCAGACCUUAGUCAUAUGGCUUAGCUGAUGACCUGUGUUUUAUACUAUGCAGCUGAAUGACCAUGUGCUGAGCUAAAAUUUUGCAUAAAAGAGGGAAAGUUAAGGUUUUAUUACAACUGAGGAGGAACCAGGAAACCAAAAAGAAUAAGAAAAUAAAAAGCCAAAAUAUUUGUUCAUUUUGUUUAUUGCUGUGUACCCAACUCCUAGAAGAGUACCUGGCAGGUAUGUACUCAGUCAAUAACUGUUGAAUGAAUGGAUGCACAUAUGUAUGAAUAAACAAUAUGCCAACUGAUAUUAGUUAGAAAUUACUAAAAGAUGUAUCAAUUUAAAUAAUCAAAAUUUGACCAAUUUACACUGAACUUUUCAAAUAAUCCUUGUGAAAUAACACAAGUGAAAUAUUAAUUGCUGUAGUUUAACAAAAUGAAAUAAUUAAAAAUCUUGUUCACUGUUUAUUAUAGAAGUGCUUAGCUAGAUUUAUAUUUUGACAUUAUGUAAGAAAAUUAAACUCUGCAAAUAUUGAAGCAUAAACCUGUCAAAAUAGAUACUUUGGAGUAAUUUUCAAAAAGUAUCUGUUGGUAUUUUAUAACAUACUGCAAAUUCAUUUUAUGUCUGCUAUGAGGCUCUUAGAACAUUCUUUGUUUUUUCUCAGUGAUAGAUUCCUGUGUGAUUUAAGAUAUUUGCCCUUCAGCCUGCUCUUCCGGUACACUCCAAAGUUUAAUUAAAGGCCACUUGCAAUGUU